This is a messenger RNA of Amphimedon queenslandica, 1982 nucleotides long. RefSeq names its product extensin-like. The coding region runs from base 93 to 1943 and encodes 616 amino acids. Lineage: Eukaryota; Metazoa; Porifera; Demospongiae; Haplosclerida; Niphatidae. The transcript has 3 exons. The record is from RefSeq and is a predicted model, not a curated record.
UAAAUUGACACGCCCAUUAUAUUUAUUAUUUUCAGCUCUCUUCCUUUUUCUUCUUCGCUGUCCCUGUACUGCACUAGAAUUGGACAAUUAUCAUGUCCGAAGAGAUAUACGAUGAUCUUGCCGACAACGGUGGCGAAGAGCUGUACGAAGAUCUCGGCCCAGUCGGUGGAGAUAUUCCAUACAACGGGGACCAGAGGCCACUGAGCGGCAUCACAACUCUACCUGCUAAUGUCUCCCUCAACAAGCCACCGCCGGCUACUCCUCCUAGGAACUCGUCGAUGGAUCCCAAGAACAGGACUCUCCCAGCAGGCAAGAGCACCAAACCCGCUCCAGGGCCUCCACCCGCCAUCCCUACUCGAGCCCCUACCACAGCAGUCUCUACUGCACCAGUAAAGAUGAGGAAAGAGCCAGGAAAGAAGGACGCUGCUAAGAGAUCUUCAAAGUCUUCCGCUAAGGGAUCUAGUGGAGGAGGAGGAGGGCUUGAUAUGAACGAAAUACUCAAGAGACGACAGCAGAUGAGCUCUAAAGCCAUCGAGAACUUGGAGCAGAAGAAGCAAGAAGAAGAUGAUGAUGAGAACAAACAUGCAGCCCCGUGGCUGAAGCAGUUAAAGAAGGCAACCCCGACUCCCGGCGAACCCGAGAAGCCAGACAAUAAUGAGGAUGAUGUUCCUGAGUUUAUUAAGAAACGUCGUACGAUGAGCGUUGCUCAGGACUCACAAGAUGAAGACACUCCACCCUCACCUACAGUCGCUGAUCCCAGCCCUGGGACUUCACCUUUUAAAUCCGGCCCUCCACCGGUUGCUAAGAAAAGAGCUGCUACAACAAUCGGUGGACCAUCAACUGGAGCUACUCCUCCACCUGCCCCUGCUCCUAAACCAGCUGCAAAACCGGUCAAACCGGCUAAACCACCUCCAGCUCCCAAGCCAGGAGGAGGUGGUGGUGGAGAGGCUCCUCGUAUUGCUCCAAAACCCAAACCACGAUCAGCUAGCGGGCAGAGUGAAGCAUCAGGUGAAGAGUCACCUCCUCCUCCACCAAAGACGCUCCCACCUCCUUCUAAUCCACCUGCCCCAUCUCCGUCCAUCCCGCGUCCCUCUCCAUCAAAAGGGCACCACUCCCCGCCUACCUUUCGUCCCCCUCCUCCUAACGCGGGUCAGUCCUCUCCUGUUAUCUCUCGGCCUCCUCCUCCUGUAGUAGACCAGCAACCCUCCCCUCCUACCUCUCGUCCUCCUCCUAGUCAACCCGUAGCACCUAAACCUGCACCUAAGCCUCCUGCUCCAGAGCCUAAAGGUCCUCCAUCUUUUAAACCACCUCCUCCAGGGCCUAAUGGCCCACCAUCUUUUAAACCUCCUCCCCCAGAGCCCCAAGGCUCUCCAUCUUUUAAACCACCCCCUCCAGGGCCUAAUGGUCCUCCAUCUUUUAAACCACCCCCUCCAGGGUCUAAUGGUCCUCCAUCUUUUAAACCACCCCCUCCAGGGCCUAAUGGUCCUCCAUCUUUUAAACCACCUCCUCCAGAGUCCCAAGGUCAUCCUCCUCCAUCUUUUAAACCUCCUCCUCCUCCUCCUGCUAUUCCUCCUGAUCCUCCAGUCACUCACGGCGAGGCCACCCCUACUGUGACUGUACUGAGGUACCGAAGACUGCCUUUACCUCCAGUGGAUAUACACAACCCUCCUCCUUUGCCAUCUAGAAACAAUAAACCAAAGAUACCUGCUUUUGCUCAUCGCCCUCCUCCAAUUAUACCGACUGAGUCAAUGGCAGAAAGCGACGGUGAAGACAUUUAUGAUGACACAGCUGCAGUAAUUGAUACAAUAGCUCCAGAGGAAGAAGAGGAUCAGGAGUUAUAUGAUGAUGUGGCUGGAUACAAACCAGCUCCUCCUUUACCUCCGUCCCAGCCACCACCACCUUCCAUCUCUUUACCUCCUCCCCUUCCUCCUUCAAAUGGUUAGCCAUCACACAACACAAUAGAUUGUGAUCACACACAGAGC